Molecule: messenger RNA, 933 nt
Organism: Klebsormidium nitens
Lineage: Eukaryota; Viridiplantae; Streptophyta; Klebsormidiophyceae; Klebsormidiales; Klebsormidiaceae
Source: the annotation of a GenBank genome assembly
AUGGGGUGUGGAGCUAGUUCUGAGGCGGCUGCCGGUGCCACUGCUCCACCUGGAGCCCUGGAACAGCCCGUUCUGCGAGAACCAGUCGUAACAGGUGCUGAAGCAGUGGAUCACUCCGGAGGCCAAGAGCGCGCGUCGGCAUCUAUCGAGCCAGUUGAAGAAGUCGAGUAUCAGUAUGUCCCCAUACCCAAGUACGUAGACAAGGCCGUCCUCGAGUUCUUCAAGGGCAACAGUCAUGCCGCCGUGGGCAACCUGCAAGAAGCAAUCAGUUGCUUCGAUGCGGCCAUUAGAGAGAAGCCAGACUACUCGACGGCGUUCCAUCAGCGGGGGCUGGCCUUCUUCCAGCUUCUCCGCUACGAACAGGCGCUGAAAGACUUCGAUCGGGCCAUCGAGCUGAACCCCUCAUACGGGCGAGCUUACAACAGCCGCGCAGCCGUCCACGUGGAAAUGAAAGCGUACUCCAAAGCCGUUGAGGACGCGACGGUGGGGAUCAGCCUGAGCCCCAAAGACCCGGAGGGAUUUCUUGCUCGGGCCGAGGCGAACUCUGAGUUGGGCGACCUUGAAAAAGCUGACGCGGAUCGGGAGGCAGCCAGCCAGCUGGAGGGAAACAGCCUUUGCAACGUGUGCCUAACGGAGCCCCGAGGGACCCGGUUGCACCCGUGCCUGCACUCGUGCAUGUGUGCGAACUGCGCGCGCACGUUGGAGGAGAAGGGCUUCCCGUGCCCGAUCUGCCAGGAGCCCAUCGCCCACAUCGAGUACGGCGUCUUCGACCAAACGUUUGCCUUCUCCACGCUGUAUUCAAAAACGGCCAAGAACCCGAUAAAGUCGCUGAUAGGGCAAAUGAGUGGGCUGCCGGAAGAGGAGACGAUACAGGAAGGGGACGAGGAAGAUCCUGAAGACCAUACAAAUCAUGAAGCAGAGCAAAUUUCUUGA